Messenger RNA from Oxyura jamaicensis (ruddy duck), 2637 nucleotides. Its product is annotated as contactin-associated protein-like 4. Gene Ontology annotation, cellular component: cortical cytoskeleton; membrane. NCBI's taxonomy places the organism in Eukaryota, Metazoa, Chordata, Aves, Anseriformes, Anatidae. The record is from RefSeq and is a predicted model, not a curated record. The transcript is spliced from 3 exons. The coding region runs from base 45 to 503 and encodes 152 amino acids.
UCUGUUCCAUUUGCUUAACAGAAAACGAUGUAGAUGAGGAGACAAUGAAGGCAAACUCUCAGGGUUUUAUUGGAUGCCUCUCUUCAGUACAGUUCAAUCACAUUGCUCCUUUGAAAUCUGCAUUGCACCACAGCAGCUCAGCCCCCAUCAUUGUGAAGGGACGCUUUACUGAAUCCAGCUGUGGUACUUUAACUGGAGCUGACUCAACGUUAAGUGAAACAACACAUUCAUUUGCAGAUCAUUCUGGACCUAUAGAUGAGGGAGAGCCCUUAAAUAAUGCAAGCAGAAAUGACUCUGCUAUUAUUGGAGGUGUGAUAGCAGUUGUGAUAUUCAUCGUCCUUUGCAUCACUGUUAUAGCCAUACGCAUUUAUAAAAAAAACAACAUAUACUCAAAAAAUGAGACAAAAGGAUCUGAAAAUGAAGACAGUGCUGAAUCUGCACUGAAAAGUGAGCUUAGUACACAAAACACUGCCAGUGAAAAUCAAAAGGAAUACUUCUUCUGACUGACAUUCAUGAUUUAAUUUAAUGUAAUAAUGUGACUGUCUGACUUUCUUGAUAAGCCAGGGGAUCUCAAUGGACAAGAAAGCUCUUGCACUCUACAGUAGACACAAUGGAUUUGAGACCUGUUAUAUUGCAUAAGUUCAGUCUCAGUGAUUGGUAUAGGGGAUUCUUAAAAUUACAAGCUUUCCUUAGCUAUUAUACUGUAAAUGCAUUUUAUGUAACAGUGAAUUAGAUAUUGUAACCAAUUUCAUUGUUGGUAGUUUCCGACUGUUCUGAUGUGACCUUCUGCAAAUGAAGUUUAACGUACAUCCUGAAUAUUAUUUAUAAAUGAGAAAAUUUCUACAAAGCUGUUCCAAUCCUUCUCUUUAAAAUAUCAUUUUGGAAUUUUGGUCAAGGUGAAAAGUAGAUUCUAAUAGUUUGUGUUACUAAGGAAAUCCUUUUUAUGUUGCAUUAUAGUGAUCCCUCGUACUUCCUCAACCUGAGAAUGCCUUUUGAACUUCUGUUAACGUGUGGCAGAAUCUGUUUGUGAGCCAUGGAUUUAGGUGUCCAAAACAAAUUGUACUUCUUUCUCCUGGGAGGUGACCAGUGCCACCACUGUCUUUUUUUUGCUGUUGUUUGACAAGUCUAGCAGGACUUAAAACAAAAGGGUGUGCAGUGUGUUGAAAUGCUGUAAAAUCUCUUUUUGGUUUUCACUCACAGUCAAGUGAUGGAAUCAAGUUAGACUCAUACAUAUUCUAAGAAUUUUAUUUCUUAAUAUAAUUAAGAUAGUAAUUAAGAUAGAAUUCUUUAAAAAUAUCAGAAUUAAAGAAAAUUAAGAACUUAAAUAAAACUGGGACCAAAAAAGACAAAACUUUUAUUUGGAAAUAUCAAUUAAAAUAUUAACAAUGGUUAAACUGUCAUGAGUGAAAGCACAUAAUGAUAAUCGAUAUUAUUCUCCCCAUAAAUUAGUAGUGUUUCUUCUGUGAAGUUGUAGUGGUCUGGCAUGCAUUCCCUGAAAACAUUGUAUGUGUAUGAUCUACUCCAGACCUCAAGAUUAAGUUGUUAAAAAAUAUAGAAUUUGCUUAUGAUUAUUAUGAUAAUGAAAUAGGGAAUUUAGAGUCUAGCACUUUAAUAUUUUUUUCUUCAUCCAUAACAGUACCUACAGUAGAUGAGAUAAAGUCUGAUUCUAGCACCAAAGACUAAUCAGAUGCUUACUAUUUUCACAGAAUAAAAAUGAGUUGCUUGUGAUGUUGUAUAAACAAAUCAUUAGAUAUGAAAUAUAGGCUUAAGUUGUCUAAACAGAAGAAUGUAAAGCUACUAUUGAUGCCAUAGGGUCUCUGAAAUAUCUAUGUGGCCUUGUAAGAAUGUCACGAGAUUGACUGAAGGUAUUCGUCCUUUGGAAAAGACAUCUGGGAAUGAAGUAGAAUACCUCAAGGAAUCUACAAUAGCACCAUACACCAAUAUUUAGGUAACUAAUUCACAGAAAAGACUGUGUUGAUUUGUUGUUAUUGCUGCAUUUUUAUUUUUUUUUUUCCAUAGAAGACUGUGUGCCUAGAGCUAGAAUCUAAGGAAGGAAUCAGGACUUCUGUGUCCCUGUAGACUUGAAAGUUUAAAUUUUAAAGUGUUUUUCAAACUGAUAUAUAUCUAUUCCCUUUGAUAGCAAUGAUAAUGGUCAUUGUUUUGUUCCUCUUUCAGUGAGAAGAAAUAGAGUCAAACCUAGGCUCUGAGGCUUAGAAAAUGUUUCUCAUAGAUGCCCAAAAACAUUAUAAAAGCAUGUAAACCUGAUGUGGUGUUAAGAAAAUAUUAAUCUUUACAUUUCUUUCCACAUAUAGUUGUUGUAUAUAGAAAUGUGAAGGAGAGUGUGAUAAUACAUUUUAAAACUUGUUUUCUUCUUUCAAUCUUUAUUUUUGAUUCUCAGAAUUUUACGCUCCCUUUUCUGUUUCAUUGUGCUCAUCUUUUCCUCAUUUUUAGGAAUAAAUUAUUUCCCAUUUUUGGUACUUGAAGCCUCUGAAAUCAGAAAUUUUUCAUCCUGAUAUGCACUGUUUCACAUUCUUCUCAAUUCUGCAGUUCUAAAUGCAUCUAUAGUCUAAGGCUAUGUCUGAGGAUCUAGGAUCAAGAACUGUGUGUAUAAACAUCAUGUAUGUGUUACUGUGUUCC